CUUCUUCAUCGACACGUCUUCCUGCGCCACUUGUGGCACGUCAGGCGCUGUGUACAUGCGCAUUGGUAGUGGGACCAAGCAAACAGGGUAUAAGCUGUUGAAAAAGGGCUUUUCUCCCGGAUCACGAACGGAGAUGGACAUUUACGCAGAAGACGUGGGAGGCAAAGUCGAAUAUCUGACUCUGGCGAGUCACACACCGGAUAACUGGAUGCCACGAAGGGUGUUUCUAGAGAACAACGAAAUUCCAGGAUCUUUGAUAGAGUUUCCGGCAGCACAAAGACUCGGAGAGCCGAACAAUCCGGAAUUGACAAUUUACCCAGAGAUGGAAGAAGCGCCCUCGGAAUCGUAG
This is a messenger RNA of Amoebophrya sp. A25, 349 nucleotides long. The record is from the annotation of a GenBank genome assembly. Lineage: Eukaryota; Dinophyceae; Syndiniales; Amoebophryaceae.